Anopheles funestus (African malaria mosquito) is the source of this 3182-nucleotide messenger RNA. Its product is annotated as run domain Beclin-1-interacting and cysteine-rich domain-containing protein-like. The record is from RefSeq and is a predicted model, not a curated record. The transcript has 8 exons. Gene Ontology annotation, molecular function: phosphatidylinositol phosphate binding. Bases 202 to 2055 code for a protein of 617 amino acids. Lineage: Eukaryota; Metazoa; Arthropoda; Insecta; Diptera; Culicidae. Gene Ontology annotation, cellular component: intracellular membrane-bounded organelle.
AUCUUGGUCGGAAAUGAAAUGUACCCUUUGACGGGAGGUUCCAUUGGGCAUUCCACACGAAUGUGUUGACAAACAAGUUGUGCCGAGCAGUUCGAAACCACACGCACACGAAAGCGCCCUUUCCAUACACAUUGUGCUUGAAUUAACUGCAACAAUGACGAUUUAGCAACCUACAGGCGACCUGCAAACCAUGAACAAACAAUGGUGAGUGAGUGGUCAAAACAUUCGUCGACGCGCACAACUAUUAUGAGCGAUCUGCAGCAUGGCGGCGGUGCAGCAGUAACAUUAGCGAAACGAUCCCGCAGCACGGACAACCUUGCGGUCGGUGGUAGGGUGGGCGGUCGUUUGGCCAACAGCCGUUUCCCGAGCGCACCCAGCCUGGUGGACCAUGAGUCAGAGAUGGCCUUUGUGAUACAUCGCUGUAGCAGCAGCAGUAAUAGCAGCAGCAGUACCAACAACAGCAAGCGCAUUCCACCGUUCAACUAUUACGACUGCAUCAAUCCAACAUCCGCCCCAUCAACAACGCCCCCAACCGGUCCGAUAGAGUAUGGCGAGUAUCAAGCAACACCACCGACCAAAUCCCGUACCGUCCAGAUGGGUUUCUUGGAUGAUCUCGUACCGCAGAAAGGGCGUCGGCUCCGGAAGCACUUUAACGAGCUGGAACCGUUCGAUGGACAGUGUCGGUUCUGGACCGAUUCCCCACUCGAGCGGAUACAUCCGGAACAGGGUUGCAUACCCAUACUGAAGGCUGUUUAUUUUUCACGCAAUAAUAAUGAUCUAGACAAAGAAAACGCCCACUUUAAGCUUGCGGAAGCACUCAUUUCGACCUUCGAAUUGCUCAAGUGGAAAAGCUUUCUGAAUCGCACACCAAGCGGUCUGUCGAAUCUUGAUUGGGAGAUACCUAGCGAUGGUGGCGUUACGGUUCCGGUUGCUAGUGGUAGUAGUAGUAGAAGGGAAAGUACACAAACGGGAAAUCAAGCGGACACGGACCGUACUGAUCCGUUGGAUGAAAGCUGUGAAGCGAUCGAGGCAAAGGAAAGCAUUUACGAUGAGCGGACGUAUUCGGCGGAAGAGAUAGCGAUAAGUUUGUUGGGGAAGUUCCAUGACAAGCAGCUCCCGUCGGCGUGUGAUUUUCUCUGGUUGGUUUCGGAGCAGGAUGCACCGCAGAAGCUGCUGCCGGUUCCGAGCGGUGGCGUAAUCGAUCCAGAUGAAACGAGCUAUCCGCACGACACGGGCACGCUUAUACGUGGUACGCAGGAGUGGGCACCACCUCGACCGCAGGUCAUUUUCACAUACCAACCACCUCCGUUAGAACGUCGUGUACAAAUUAUUAGACAAAGUAACCGUUGUGAAGGGUGCGGAAUUAAGGUAAAUCCGGCAUAUUUGAGCCGUUAUCGGUAUUGCCACUACACUGGCAAGUACAACUGUUCCGGCUGUCACAAAAACCAAAUGGCUAUUAUACCGGCACGCGUCAUACAGCGGUGGGAUUUUAGCGUGCUUCCCGUUAGCGUAUUUGCGUACCGUGUGUUGGGGGAUAUUUGGAGCACACCGCUGUACCGUGUGAAUCAUCUUUACCCGGAACUGUACGGUAACGUGAAGAGCCUACGUACGGUACGGCAGGCACGUGUAAACGUCAAGUACGUCAAGGACUUCAUCAUGAACUGCCGUCACUCGAACAGCUCGCGCCGCGUCUUCCAGGAAGUGCCUGAAUACUAUAUCUCCGACUUUGAUAUGUGGUCGAUGGCGGAUUUGCUCGCCGUCAAAAGUGGUGCACUGCUGCGGUUGCUGCACUCAAUUGUGGCACGCUGCGAGCGUCACAUUCUAUCUUGUGAGCUUUGUCUCGGGCGAGGCUUUGUGUGUGAAAAGUGCAUUAGCUCACCGCGAAAGGAGCCCGGUGAGCUGUUCCCCUGGCAGCCACGGGUGGUUCGGUGUGAAUCGUGCGGUGCCUGCUAUCACGAUGCUUGCUGGCGGAAGGAUAAAAGCUGCGAAAGAUGCACCCGAAUGCAGCGGCGCCGGACGGAAUCAGGAACCGAACAGACGGCAGAAAGAUGCUAGUAGAAGCAGCCGAUCGUGUUGAAGGGAAUUAAUUUAUUUUUCGCUAUACGUAAUCUCAUGCUUUGCGGGGAAACGUUUCGUAUUCUUGUACAUAAUGCGGUUAGCUCUGUUUUGCUCACGAUACGGUGUUUAUUGGUUGACGCGUUGGUUGACGGGACUGUUGAAUGCUGAAUCCGACUGGCAUGACACACGAUUUUGUCCGGGACUAUUUACAUGUAUAAAAUAUAUACAUAUAUAUAUACACAUUUCCAUAACUGAAUGCUAUUGUGCGACUCAUUACACGAGGUUUGAAACCGUGUGCCUUACCGAACGAGGAGGUCAUGAACGGAACGUCAAUCAUGAACGGGUGAAGAAGAAGAUGAAAGAACGAAAAAAAAACCUAAUCCCCACCAGCUCCCCACACACAUCCUAAGCAAAACUGAUACGGGUAAAAGGCAACAAAAAAAACGGAACAAAAAACGAAGAUGGAAUGACCUUCGUCGCGGUCGGCGUGUGAUGCUGCGGAACAACGCGGAUAUGAUGAUGAUGGGCUGCGAUGUUCGAAGCCUCGCAGGUAAACCGUACCGAACGGCACAAUCAGUUUUUCGCGUACCACACAAACGGAACCACAUACCCGCGAACAGGUUCAACCAAAAAGGCUCGCAAACGGCAAUGGUUCUGACCGCACGGAAUAAACGCAUGGCAUCGUUCGCGUACGCCAUCAUCAUCGGAUUGGUGGCAUUUUGUGUCGUAGGGACAACGCUGCUAACGACUUGCGAUGGUGCAAUACUUCCCGCUGCCUUAGCGGACAGCCCUGUAUACUUCGGUGGCAUCGUACCGGCGAACGGUCGGUUCGGCAAGAAGAUUCACCAUUUUCCCAACACGAUGAACAAACGGCAGCCAUCGGCGGUGGUUGGCAGCGAACUCCACCACACAGAACGAAAUCGUACCGAUGAUGCCUAGUACGACCAGUAUCACCAGCUGCACGUGGAGCCCGCAGUAGGAGGAGUAGACGAAACUGGCCGCAGCAGCAACCGACUAGAAUAGCAACAACAGCAGCAACAACAAAAAUGGAGAAAAAAUUGGGAAGAAAACGAAAGAAGAUUCGAAUUAAAAUCAAUAUCGCUAUGUAAGCGACGAACCCACAA